GCUCAGUACAAAUCCUUGAGGAGAGCCGGUGCUGAGUGUGAUGGUGGAGGAGAAUGUUACAUUAUUACUGGCAUACAAAGACAUUGUGCUAUCUUCUUUAUUUUCUAUUUCUAUUUCUAACUUUUGGCCCGGCCCGCCACAAUAUUUUCUGCUUCUCAUUUGCCCCCCCCCCCCCCCCCCCCCCCCGGGAAAAUAAUUGCCCAGCCCUGGACUACGUGGUCGUUUGGUCUCAUCGCACUUUUUUGGUCCUCAGGCGUUGAUGGAUGCGAGCAGGAUGCAAUUGUGUUAAGCAAAUUGGACUGUUUUAAUGACGAAAAGGCGUGUAGGUGGUAGACGAGAGAGCGAGAGAAAGGGGCUGCUGUGUGUGGACGGUCCCAUUAUUAUGGUCUUGAGACUUAACGUCGGCCUCUCACUGCGCACGCGUGAUCCCAGCUGAGCCUGAGCCCCGUGAAGCGCCGCUAAGUUGCGAGUGGACGUCGCUCCGUCUUCAUUACUGAUAUUUAUAUUUUUGUACAUUUGUCUUGCUAGAAAGAGAUGAAGCUCCUCGUGCCUUGUCGUGGAUAAAGUGCGCCCCCCCAACCCCCCCAAAAAAGGGAAGCGGACUACAUCUUCAGUUUAUGAAUGGCCCCGACAUGGAGGAAGCGCCGAUUGAGAAAGUCCGAAGCCGGCGGAAGAGGAGUCCGUGUCCGCCGGGCUUCCCCGUGAGCAGCAUCGCCUGCGAGGACGAGUUCGAUUGCAAGGAGCUCGAGUCUCUGUUCCAAAACUACAACCUGAAACUGGAGCAGACGUCCACGCUCAAGGCGCUCGCCGUGCUCAUCGUCAUGUCGUCGGCGCUGGCCGGCGCGGAGCUCCUGGGCGGCCCCGGCCACCUCACCAUCUCGAAGGGCUCGCACCCGGUGCACUGCGUCGUCUUCGCGUCGCUCUUCAUCGUCACCAACGUCAAGUACCUGCAGGUGACCCAGUUGCAGCAGAUCGUCAACCUGAGUCUGCUCUUUGGAUUCACCUUCGCCUUCCUCUGCUGUCCCUUCUCGCUGGGCGCCCCGGGCUCGGAGCCGCAGACGUCGCCCGACCAGGGCGUGUGGCAGCUGAUCCUGGUCACCUUCGUCGCCUACGCGUUGUUGCCCGUCCGGACACUGCUGGCCGUACUCUUCGGACUCAUGGUGUCCAUGUCGCACCUCAUUGUGACCGCCACCUCCGUCAGGACGCAAAAACUGUGGAGAACGCUGGCGGCCAACACGGUGCUGUUCACCAGCGUCAACUUGUCGGGCCUGUUUGUGCGCAUCCUGACGGAGCGAGCCCAGAGGAAGGCCUUCCUGCUGGCGCGCAACUGCAUAGAAGAGCGACUUCGCAUGGAGGACGAGAAUGAGAAACAGGAGCGCCUCCUCAUGAGUUUGUUGCCCAGGAACGUCGCAAUGGAGAUGAAGGAGGACUUCCUGAAGCCGCCAGAAAGGAUCUUUCACAAGAUCUACAUCCAACGACACGACAACGUCAGCAUCCUGUUUGCAGACAUCGUUGGCUUCACGAGCUUGGCCUCGCAGUGCACCGCCCAGGAACUGGUUAAACUCCUGAACGAGCUUUUUGGAAAGUUUGACGAGCUCGCUACGGAGAACCACUGUCGCCGCAUCAAGAUCCUGGGUGAUUGCUACUACUGCGUGUCUGGCCUGACGCAGCCCAAGACGGACCACGCCCACUGCUGCGUGGAGAUGGGACUGGACAUGAUUGAUACCAUAACGUCAGUGGCAGAGGCCACGGAAGUCAACCUGAACAUGCGUGUGGGCCUGCACACGGGCCGGGUGCUGUGCGGAGUGCUGGGCCUCAGGAAGUGGCAGUAUGACGUGUGGUCCAAUGAUGUCACUCUCGCCAACGUGAUGGAGGCCGGGGGACUGCCUGGGAAGGUCCACAUCACCAGAUCCACACUAGAGUGCCUGAAUGGAGACUACGAAGUGGAGCCGGGAAACGGUCACGAGCGCAACGUCUUUCUUCAAAAACACCAGAUCGAAACUUUCUUUAUUGUGCCAUCACACCGACGCAAGAUCUUCCCAGGAUUGAUUCUGUCGGAUAUCAAGCCGGCCAAAAAGAUGAAGUUCAAGACGGUGUGCUACUUGCUGGUGCAGCUCAUGCACUGCCGAAAGAUGUUCAAGGCUGAGAUCCCCUUCUCUAAUGUCAUGAACUGUGAAGAUGGUGAUAAGCGGAGGGCCAUGAGGACAGCGCCGCAAAAGCUGAGAAACCGGCCCAACGCUCACCAGGCCAACGUGGUCCAGAACAGCCCCAGAACGCGGGUCAACCGUUACAUCGGGCGGCUGAUCGAGGCCCGGCAGACCGAGUCAGACACGGCCGACCUCAACUUCCUCACGCUCAUGUAUAAGUGCUCGGAACGCGAGCAGAGGUACCAUCAGAUUCCAGAUGAGUACUUCACCAGUGCUGUGGUUGUGUCUCUGAUCCUCGCUGCUUUGUGUGGCCUCGUCUAUCUUCUCAUCAUACCGCAGGGGACAGUGGUGCUGGUGCUGCUUGUCUUCUGCAUCUGUUUCCUGGUCGCAUGCAUCAUGUACCUGCAUAUCACAAGAGUACAGUGUUUUCCAGGAUGCCUGACCAUUCAGAUUCGCACUGCUCUCUGCAUUCUCAUCGUGCUUUUUAUCUACGCUGUGGCCCAGGCCUGUGUGGUGGGCUGCAUGCCGUGGCUGUGGGGUCCCGCAGGCACCAACAGCUCCAUCGUCAUCAUCGACACUGACAACAGCGCCAGCCGUACCAUGGCCGAGAUGCCCUGCGAGGGCGCCCACUACGCCUUCCUGUCAUGCGCGGUGGGCACGCUCACCCUGGCGCUCUUCCUGCGCGUCUCCUGGCUGCCCAAGAUGGCGCUGAUGCUCCUGCUGGGAGUGCUCUAUGUCACCGUGCUGGAGCUCAGCGGUUUUCGCAAGACCGCCGGUGGGGGGUCCUUCCACAUCCGGGGCUACGAGCCCAUCCUGUCUCUAUUGCUUUUCGUCAGUGCCCUCGCCCUCCACUCCAGGCAGCUUGACCUCAAGCUGCGCUUGGACUUCCUCUGGGCUGUGCAGGCGGAGGAGGAAAGGGAUGGCAUGGAAAAAGUCAAACUGGACAACAGGCGGAUCCUGUUCAAUCUGUUGCCGGCACACGUGGCCCAACAUUUCCUGCUGUCCAACCCCAGGAACAUGGUGAGCCCAGCUCAUAGACAAGCAGACACACACAAACAGGACUUAUACUACCAGUCGUACGCGCAAGUAGGCGUCCUGUUUGCCUCCAUCCCAAACUUCAAUGACUUCUACAUCGAGUUGGAUGGCAACAACAUGGGAGUGGAAUGCUUGAGACUGCUCAACGAGAUCAUUGCAGACUUUGAUGAGCUCAUGGAUAAAGCGUGCUACAAAGAUAUUGAGAAGAUCAAGACCAUAGGCAGCACGUACAUGGCAGCCGUGGGCCUCGUCCCAACCAUUGGAACCAAGGCCAAGAAGUCCACCUACGACCACCUGAGCACAAUAGCAGACUAUGCCAUUGAGAUGUUUGACGUGUUGGAUGAAAUCAACUAUCAAUCUUACAAUGAGUUUGUCUUGAGAGUGGGGAUCAAUGUUGGUCCAGUGGUAGCAGGGGUAAUCGGGGCACGGCGACCUCAGUAUGACAUCUGGGGGAAUACGGUCAACGUGGCCAGUCGCAUGGACAGCACGGGAGUACCAGGGAAGAUUCAGGUGACGGAGGAGGUCUACCGCCUGCUGAACUCCGACUACGACCUGGUGUGCCGCGGCAAAGUGAGUGUGAAGGGCAAAGGUGAGAUGUUGACGUACUUCCUGGAGGGCAAGGUGCAGGGCGUGGGCACGGCCACCACCUCGUCGGUGGUACGCUCGGCCAGCCUGGCGCGCCGCAUCCACUCUUGCGGCAAAACUAGCGUGCCCGCCAACCUGGGCAGCGUCUCCUCCGUCGCCGCCUCCCCCAACAGCCAGCCCACCCGCUUGCCUUCUUCCCGCGUGCCUGCGGUGGGUGAGGAGGAGGAAGAAGAGGUGGGGGAGGAUCGAGAUGUGACAGCGAUUGAGAUUGAGGCUGUGGAGACUGCGGCUGAUGCUGCGGUGUAGACACAAACACAAGUGUGUGACCUCAGUGAAGGUACAAAGAGCCAAGAUGGAGGCCUUGAGGAGAGUGGCCUGCAUGUUUCCUGCAGGUGUGACACUCAUUGAGGAAAUGAGUCCAGACAAUCACUUGCUGUUUCUUGUUUUGUUAAUUUUUUUUUAGGGAAUUUCAGCUGCUCUUUCUUCUUUGGACACACUCAGACAUCCUUUCUUUGCAGGUAAAACAAAUUCUGCAGAGGGGGCUAUUCUACAAUAUGUGUAUUAAAAAAAAAGACUGAUCUUGCUAUUGCUUUUGCACAGUCCUUCUAAUGAUGCCAAGGAUGCAUUGUAUUAUUUGCAGUCGUCACACAGUGUUUCUUAUGGUGCAUCUAAGCAUGCCUGUGCGCGCGUGCACUUGUUGUGAGUGUGUAUGGUGAUGGAUCAUUCGAUGACACAGCACAACCACAUUUGGAACACUUUUGCUGACACUUUUCUUAUCACUGGUGCAUGAUCUUUUUACACCUCGACAGCCAUAGCUACGACCCCCCCUCCCCGCACCCGCAAGAAAACCAAAGGAAUGAUAUUUUCAACAUGUCAUCCACCAGGUUCACACAUAUGACUCUUUCACAAACCAUCUGAUAAGCUCAAAUGUGUCUUUUUUUUUCCAACCCCACUUGAACAAACUACAGUGGAACCACUAAGGGUUGAUUGUAAGGCAUUGAAGGAUGCUUUACAUUUGUUUUUA
This is a messenger RNA of Hippocampus zosterae (dwarf seahorse), 4791 nucleotides long. Its product is annotated as adenylate cyclase type 1-like. The record is from RefSeq and is a predicted model, not a curated record. Gene Ontology annotation, cellular component: plasma membrane. Gene Ontology annotation, biological process: cAMP biosynthetic process; adenylate cyclase-activating G protein-coupled receptor signaling pathway; intracellular signal transduction. NCBI's taxonomy places the organism in Eukaryota, Metazoa, Chordata, Actinopteri, Syngnathiformes, Syngnathidae. The transcript is spliced from 20 exons. Gene Ontology annotation, molecular function: adenylate cyclase activity. Bases 618 to 4073 code for a protein of 1151 amino acids.